This is a messenger RNA of Ictalurus furcatus (blue catfish), 2134 nucleotides long. RefSeq lists its product as uncharacterized. The record is from RefSeq and is a predicted model, not a curated record. The transcript is spliced from 5 exons. Lineage: Eukaryota; Metazoa; Chordata; Actinopteri; Siluriformes; Ictaluridae. Bases 507 to 1079 code for a protein of 190 amino acids.
UUAUUGUUUUGAUGCGACGCUGUAAGUUUGGAUGAGUUCCAGUUUCGAAAGGCUCUCAAAGAGGCGUGUCUAGACAGAGUGCAAGAACACACCCAAUCACAUAACACACACACACACCCACCCACACACACACACUGAUUCUCUCUCUCUCUCUCUCUCACACACACACACACACACACAGAUUCUCUCUCUCUCUCGCUCUCUCUCUCUCUCACACACACACGCGCGCGCGCGCGCGCGCGCGCAGCAGUCAGCUCAGUCAGCUCAGCACCGCAGCGCUUUGCUGCUUGACUCCGUUCCAGACUUUACGCGCCGAGUGCACGCAUUUAAAGUUGUAUAAAUGUUUUGUAGCCUAUCGUUUGGAGCAUAUUUGUAGAAAAUGUAGCCGGAGCGAGAGUGCCUUUACUUGCCAUUUUGUCCGACUUGUUUCUGGGACGCGCUGCAGAGCGCGAUGGGAAAAGCUGUCCGCGGCUCGGUGUUGGCUCGCUGUACCGCCUGAGCGCGUUAUGAACGGGGUGCGGGGGGAAGACGCGGAUAGCGGCGGCGCGCAGGAGCGCUAUGGCAGCGUGGCGUAUGACACGGCGCUCAGCACGCUGCUUGCCGUGGCUGUGUACGUGGUGGUGAAGGGGAGCGUGGACGGGCUGCGGCAGUGGCGGGCGCGCAUCUCGCUGCUGGUGGUGGGCUCCGGGCCGGUGGGACUAACGGCGGCGCUGGUCGCUGUCCGCAGCGGUAAGGUCCUGAAGCUCACCGUGCUGGACGAGCGCACACGCAGCGCACUGCUCUGCCGGCCGCAGCAGAUUGCGCUGGACCCCCGCAGCGUGCGCUUUCUGCUCAGUCUCGGCGUGGACUUCGACAACAUGGAGGGCUGCUGGCACAACGAGCACUUCUUUACGCGGAUCGGCGUGUUUCAGGAGUACCUGCUCAGCGUGCUGGAGCAAAAGAAGCAGAAAGUCGACGUGAGAGUCCACUUGGGCACGAAGUUCACAGAUGAAUAUCUGAGGAAGAUCCCCAGUGGUGAAUGGCCCCGGGUUAUAGUAGUGGCUGACGGCUCUUGCGGUGACUCCUGCUCCGUAUUGUGAAUCAGUUCGGAGUACAUCGUAGAGUCCUGUCAUGCCUACGGAGCUAAUGCCACGAUAGAGAGACUGGACCAGAGACAGGUCCCCACACCAGAGAUCAGGGCUCACAGCCUGUACUUUGACCUGUCAGCAUACGGCAUUGAUGCUGUUAAAGAACCUCGCAACUCCUCGCAAACCUCAGCCAAGCCUGGUUUUCACCUGAAGAUCUACGGAACAUUUCGAAACCGAUACAUGGCCCUCGCCUGCACGUCUACAGACUCGAAAAUGCUGCGUUUCCUGCGUCACACGGCAAACUCCUCAAUAAUGAAGAACAUCUUUCACCAAUCCUUUAACGCAUAUAAGACAGAUAUUGAGCCACGGGUGAGUGAGCUGACUCUGCACCGCAUGCAGUGCAGCCGCAGGCUUUUCGAGAUCAUGCUGUCUCACCGGCGCAUCAGUGCAGCCUACAUUGAGGGCGACAAUGUGGCCGUCACUGUGGAGGGGGAGGCAGCCCGCAUGCUAAACUUUGAUACUGGUUGCGGUGUGAACCUUGGCAUGAGGGGCUUGGAGUCUUUGGGACUGUUUAUCUACAGAACUGCCACUGCUCAGGAUCAGAAUGAUGUGUUCGAAGCCCUUUCAGCCAAAAUCCAGCACUCCAAACACGUGGCUGAGACCUUCAGACAAACUGGUUUAUCUGUAGCCAUGUUUGAAUGAACGGAUGUGCGAGAGUUAGAUGACGGGGAAACGCUGUUGUCUCUAAAGUAUAAUAAAUGUCAUGGUUAAAGUGAAGUGUAUUGUCAUGCUUUCAUCAUAUUAAGAAUGUCAAUUGAUGUAAGUGGUCAGAGGAACCAGGGUUUGUGGAUAAGCUUUAGCUCUGUGAAGCGUGAAAAGAAAUUUCCUUGCAGUCAAUGACGUGUGUUGUAUGGAACAGAAAAACAUCUGUAGUGUUAAAGUGGAGGAUAAUGUGAUCUAAAACUUACAUUUAAACUUACGAUUACGUUCACACACAGUACCGUACUUUGUACCACUUUUUCUCAAAUUGACCAUAUGAACGUGGUUAUUCUUUUUUUUUUUUUUUU